Messenger RNA from Vombatus ursinus (common wombat), 1694 nucleotides. It is a transcript of the gene HOXD10, whose product is annotated as homeobox D10. The record is from RefSeq and is a predicted model, not a curated record. Gene Ontology annotation, biological process: regulation of transcription by RNA polymerase II. The transcript is spliced from 2 exons. NCBI's taxonomy places the organism in Eukaryota, Metazoa, Chordata, Mammalia, Diprotodontia, Vombatidae. The coding region runs from base 67 to 1089 and encodes 340 amino acids. Gene Ontology annotation, cellular component: nucleus. Gene Ontology annotation, molecular function: RNA polymerase II cis-regulatory region sequence-specific DNA binding; DNA-binding transcription factor activity, RNA polymerase II-specific.
GAAUGUUUUCCUAGAGAUGUCAGCCUACAAAGGACACAAUCUCUCUUCUUCAAAUUCCUCCCCAAAAUGUCCUUUCCCAACAGCUCUCCUGCUGCUAAUACUUUUUUAGUAGAUUCCUUGAUCAGUGCCUGCAGGAGUGACAGUUUUUAUUCUAGCAGCGCCAGCAUGUACAUGCCACCACCCAGCACAGACAUGGGGACUUAUGGAAUGCAAACCUGUGGACUGCUCCCGUCUCUGGCUAAAAGAGAAGUUAAUCACCAAAAUAUGGGUAUGAAUGUGCAUCCUUAUAUACCUCAAGUAGAGAGUUGGACAGAUCCGAGCAGAUCUUGUCGAAUAGAGCAACCUGUUACACAGCAGGUCCCUACUUGCUCCUUCACUACCAAUAUUAAGGAAGAAACCAAUUGCUGCAUGUAUUCCGAUAAGCGAACCAAACUCAUUUCUUCCGACGUCCCUUCUUACCAGAGGUUGGUCUCUGAAUCAUGCCCCAUUGAAAAUCCCGAGGUUCCUGUCCCAGGAUAUUUUAGACUGAGCCAGACCUACGCCACUGGGAAAACCCAAGAGUACAAUAACAGCCCUGAAACGAGUUCAACUGUAAUGUUACAGUUAAACCCUCGCGGCUCUGCCAAACCGCAGCUAUCUUCUGCCCACCUUCAGAUGGAAAAGAAAAUGAGUGAAAACCCCAGCAACCAAGACUCAGCUAAAGUCCCUCAAGUGGAAAGCCCCGAGCCCAAGUCCACUUUGCCAGAGGAGAGGAGCUGCCUAGCUGAAGUGUCCGUGUCCAGCCCAGAAGUCCAAGAGAAGGAAAGUAAAGAGGAAAUCAAGUCCGAUACUCCAACCAGCAAUUGGUUAACUGCAAAGAGUGGCAGAAAGAAGAGGUGUCCUUAUACUAAACAUCAAACACUGGAAUUAGAAAAAGAAUUCUUAUUCAAUAUGUACCUCACUCGCGAGCGCCGCCUAGAGAUCAGUAAGAGCGUUAACCUCACUGACAGGCAGGUCAAGAUCUGGUUUCAAAACCGCAGAAUGAAGCUUAAGAAGAUGAGCAGGGAGAACCGAAUCCGAGAACUGACCGCUAAUCUGACCUUCUCUUAGACCCUAACGCGGGGACAGAAACAGUGAGGAUAUUCGGCACAACAUUCCCCGGGUGCAAAAUGCAGGAGAGACUUGGAAAACACAAACAAAAUCUUCAUUUUUUUCUUUCCUUUUUUUUUUUGUUUUGUUUUAUCCUGAUAGAAUGUGACUUUGGGGUCAUUAUUUUAGUGCUGCAAGUGAAUCUGUAUACCUAUGGAGAUACAUAUAUAUAUAUAUAUAUAUAAAAGAAAACUAGCACGUGUAAUUUAUUUUUUUUUUCAUCGUAAUGCAGGGUAACUAUUAUUGAGAGUUAUCAUUUGGUCUUAACUUAUUGGAACUGUGGAGUAUCCAAACAAUGUGACUUUUUCAUGUUUGUACUCACAAAUAUGGUCUGUGCGUGUGGCUUUCACAUUAGCCAUGGCAUUAUUGAAUAAUCCAAUAGUUUAACAAUAUUAAGAACACCCACAACCUUCCGGGGGGAAAAAGCACAUGACAAUGUAACUAUCCUCGCAAAUGAACUUAGAGAUUGUCUUUAGUAAAAUGGAUUCUUGUCUACUUAUCCAUUGUAGAUAUGUUCUUGUGGUGCAUAUGUGGUGUCUUAGAAGUACAAACAGCAAUCUGUCCUU